AUGAAGCUGGUAGCAGGUCUUCUGUGCUUGCUGGCGUGCCUCACCACAGUGUCUUGUGAUAGGGUCUACGUCCACCCUUUCAAUUUGUUUUCUUUCAACAAGAGUACUUGUGAGGAGCUGGAAAACCUGGUCCAAGAGGGAAAGAAAACUUUUCUCCCCAUCUCCAUCGAGUCCCAAACCACUCCUGCCUAUGAAGAUGACCUGAAUGACAAGGACAAGCUGGAAGCCCCAAGCCUGAGUAGCCGAGAGAGGCAGAAACUGAGCUUCUUGAAGGACUUUGUGUCUGUCCUGGCUGCACGGUUUUACAGUGUGCUGCGGAAAGCACGGCAGAACCAAAAUGUUCUCCUGUCCCCAGUCAGUCUUUACAGCUCCUUGGUGUCUUUCUACUUGGGUGCCUCAAACCAGACAGCAGCCGAUCUGCAGCGUUUGCUGGGAUUUGUUCCCCCCUCUGGAGACCCUGACUGCACCUCCAGGGUGGAUGGACACAAAGUCCUUUCCAGCCUGAGGAUGAUUGAAAGCCUUGUCAAGAGCAGGGAUGAGGAGCUGCUCUUUUCCAAGACGCUCUGCCUGUUCUCUGCCCCUGGGGUACCUCUCUCCCAGCUGUUCAUGCAGGACUUGCUCACCUCCGCUGAUGCUCUCUACGCUAGAGCUGUUGACUUUACAAAUCCAAACGAGGCAGCAAAGCAAAUAAACGCCUUCCUGGAGGCCAAAAGCGGGAGCCAGAGCAAGUGCUUACUGACAGACAUUGAUCCUUCUGCCGACCUGCUGUUUGCAGUGGAUGUUCGCUUGGCAGUGAAUGUUAAGGAAGCUUCCCAGCUCAAAGAGCCUCAGGAGUUUUGGGUGGAUUCGAAGACGAAGGUCUUGGUCCCCAUGUUGUCAGUCUCCGGCACAUUCAAGUACAAAACUGAUGCCAGUGGGACGUUUUCUGUGGUGGAAGUCCCCAUCAGCAAGACGGCACUGCUGGUGCUGCUGCAGCCCAUCAACGGCAGCGACCUGGAACAUAUGGAGUCCGAGCUGCCACUGCAGUCCUCAGCCUGGCUUCAGCAGCUGUCCCCAAGAGAAAUAAAAUUAACGCUGCCGGAGUUAACGAUAGAGGGAAUCUCAAACCUACAGGAGAUUCUUGCAGAUAUGGAACUGCCUGCACUGCUGGGGAAAGGGGCAGAUCUCAGUAAAAUAAGUGAUACCAAUCUAACAGUUGGAAAGGUAAUAAAUAAAGCCUUUUUCAAACUGACCAGUGAUGGAACAGCUCAGCCAGAAGACCCUGCAGCACAGAAGAAAGAUGUGGUGUUCCUGGAUCUAAAAGUGAACAGGCCAUUCCUCCUAGCUGUUUUUGAAGAGAAGUCAAGGGCAAUGCUUUUCCUUGGCAGAGUAACAAACCCUCUGCAUGGGGUUUAA
Molecule: messenger RNA, 1395 nt
Organism: Apaloderma vittatum (bar-tailed trogon)
Lineage: Eukaryota; Metazoa; Chordata; Aves; Trogoniformes; Trogonidae
Gene: AGT
Product: angiotensinogen (serpin peptidase inhibitor, clade A, member 8)
Exons: 4
Coding region: 1-1395 (464 amino acids)
Biological process (GO): regulation of systemic arterial blood pressure by renin-angiotensin
Molecular function (GO): serine-type endopeptidase inhibitor activity
Source: RefSeq, a predicted model, not a curated record